CAGUUUGUUUCAUGGCUUUUACUGCAAUUCAGAGCAAAUUUGCUUCUUCUCAGUCGUCGUGCAACAGCAUCUUCCUGACAGCUGCUGUGUUCUUGUUUAGAUUUUCUGUGAAAGCAGAGAAGUGUGUGAAGACGGCAUCAGAGCAUCCUCAGUGUGAGUUCAGCUCAGUUACUUCACAGCUCUGCUUUGAUUGGACGGUUCGUUUGAACGGAGCUCUGCAGCACAACCAGCGGUCGAUGUUCAGCAGCAGCGGUUCACUCUGCUGUUCACCUGCUGGAGGAUCAGACCACACAACUCAGAGGCUCCUGAGCAACAUGAUGGACGGAUGAAAUGCUGCAAGUCUCCCAGCAGGAUUAUGGAUCUAAUCUAAGCUUCUUCUUCAUCAUCUCUGUCUUCAGUCCCUCUGAGUUCUCCAUCAGACAUGGUUCUACCAGAAAAACCCUCCAGAACUUCUGCUCCUAAGAAGGUCCAGGAGCAGCGGGCCCUGCGGCACCAGAACCUUCCCUCCCCGGCCCUCUGCUGCGCCUGCGGACUCUGCAUCAUGCUGGCCGGCAUCAACAUCACCCUGGUAGGAGCUUUCGCCUUCAGCACCUUCAUCCCCACCGCCAACCCCCCCAUCAUCAUCGGGCCUCUGCUCCUGCUGCUGGCGCUGGCUUUCUUCUCGGCCUGCUGCGUGGUCAGCAGGAGGCCUCCGGCCCACAUGGCCAGCCGGGCCAAAGGAGGCGAGAAGUGGGGGCUGAUGAGGAUGGGGACGGCGGCUUUCGAGAUGGAGACGAGCGAACACACCCUGCAGGACACGACGGCCGUCCAGCUCAGCCCCACCAACUCCCCCAGCUCCUCCCACAAGUCCAGCUCCAGCCAUGGAGACGCUUCUGCCGCUCUGCCUUCCUGCCAGGAUGGAGCCGGAGAGCUGCUCAUAGCAGAGACGUCUGACGUGAGAGUCGCUGCAGAUAAAGCGACCCUGACCUCUGACACCAAGAAACCCACUUCCACACAGAACUCCUCUGCUACGUAACAUGGACCGUCUACUGCCUGUCUGAGCAUCUGAUCACAGCCGCUCUGUUCUUGUUUCAGAUUAUUGUCUGUUACAGCAUCACCUGUCGGGAUGGAGCUGCAGGGGUGAGCUGAUUAGUCAAUAACUACACCUGCUUUUGUCAUUUUAAGCAAAAAUAUCAAAUGUUUGUCAGUUCUGACUGCAGAGUUUUGUUGCUGUUUUUGUCAAACAUGAUGCUCAGCUGAUUAAUACAUUGGCCUGUGAAAUUAAUCAAAAUUCUUUCCCUUUUUUUCUUACAUUUUACAGAUAAAAUUAUGAAUGAAUUAAUAGAAAUUUCACAGAGCUGCAGGUUUGAUGCUUUUUUUAUAUCACACAUGACCCAUCCAUCCAUCCAGUAUCUAUACACCGCUUAAUCCUCACUAGGGUCAUGGGGGGGGCUGGAGUCUAUCCCAGCUGACUCAGGUGAAGGCAGGGGACACCCUAGACAGGUCACCAGUCUGUCACAGGGCUACAUACAGAGACAAACAAUCACUCUCACAUUCACACCUACGGGCAAUUUAGAAUGAUCAAUUAACCUCAGCAUAUUUUUGGACUGUGGGAGGAAGCCGGAGUACCCGGAGAAAACCCACACAUGCACAGGGAGAACAUGCAAACUCCAUGCAGAAAGAUCCCGGGAAAGCCGGGACGUGAACCAGGGAUCUUCUAGCUGCAAGGUGAAAGUGCUAACCACUACACCACUGUGCAGCUCCUCACACAUGACCAUCAACUGAUUUUUUUUUUUUUUAUAAAACAAGACCUGUGAAUUUCUAAUCUACAUUUCUCACUAUUUCCUGCCAUUUUGCAGACAAACUGAUGAAUAAUUUAAUAGAAAUCUCACAAAGCUGCAGAUCUGAUGCUUUUUCUUGUCACACAUGACCAUAAAGUUUUUUUUUUUUUUUUGACAAAACAAGACCUACUGUGAAAUUAUAACUAUAAUUUCUCACUAUUUUCUGCUAUUUUGCAGAUAAAGUGAUGAAUCGAAAAUCUUAGAGCUGCAGAUAUAUUUUUUGUCACAGACAACCAUAAAGUGAAUAUUUCUGGCAUUUUUUUUAAAGCAAGACUUUCACUGUGUAAUUAAAUCGGCACGUUUUGCUAUUUUCCAACAUUUUUUUCUGGGAAAUAUGAAGGAGUUUGCAGAUUUUAUAAUUUUUUUUGUCACACAUGACCAUGAGGUGAAUAUUUUGGUGUUUUAACAAAUCACAACUUACUGUGAAAUUCUAACUGACAUUUUUCACCAUUUUCUGCCAUUUUGCAAACAAAAUGAUGAAUCAGUUCACUGAAAUUUCACAGAGCUGCAGAUUUGUUGCUUUUUUUGGUCACAUAUGACCAAAAAGUGAAUAUAUUUUGGCCUUUUUUUUGUAACAAAACAAGACUUACAUUGAAAUGAUAUCAGCAUGUUUUGCUAUUUUCCAACAUUUUUCAGGCAGAAGUUCUGAACUGAUUAAUAUAAACCUUGCAGUGCUUCAGAUUUCCUGCUUUUUUAAAAAAUUUACUGUUAGAUAUGAUCGUAAAGUGAAUAUUUUGGGAUUUUAUUUUGGCAAAACAAGACCGACUGUUACUAUUUUUUGCUACUUUUCAGACAAAAUGGUUUACAGGCGCAGUGCUUGGUUCCCUGUGGAUGUAUUGUGUGAUUUACAGGACUGAUUGGUAUUUUUUAAAUAUGAGACUAGAGGUAAAAGAUGCUGAUAAAGAGCCAGCCUGCAGACUAAAAUGUAUUGUGCAGAACCUUCAGUGUGAAAUUAUUAAGAUAAGAUAAGAUAAGAUAAAGUUCUUUAUUUCUCCCCACUCCAGGGGAAAUUUACAUUGUUACAGCAGCUUUAUUUACAAUAUAUACAAUAUAUAUUACGUGUUCAUUUCUCUGUUCCAGGAAUUCCUUGCCAAGGAACAGAAACAGGGAAAGGAGAUGAUACCUUAAUCCAAGUGCCUGUUUGUGUAGUUCUUGUUGUAUAAAAAUAUCCAGUUAAGGCAGAUUAUCCUGUAUUCCUGUCCUAUGGAUUGACUGUGGUCAGUGUUUGUCACCCUAAACAUGGGGGAAGCAGGAUGAGUGUGUCCAGCUGAGCUUCUCUGAGUCCUAAAAGCUGUUCCUGUGUGAGCUGCUAAGUCUCAGCCACAGUUUUCUCACAACUAUUAUUAUUUUUCCUGCUUGCGUCAGCUGCCGUGAAUACUGGUGUAACCUUGAGAUGUGUUAACAUAACAUACUAGUGCUCCUCUGCCUGUGUUGUAGCGCCAUGAUUGUAAGAGUAACCACAGAUGUUGCAUUUUUCUAAAUAAAGGUGAAACUCUA
This is a messenger RNA of Amphiprion ocellaris (clown anemonefish), 3317 nucleotides long. RefSeq names its product transmembrane protein 275-like. Lineage: Eukaryota; Metazoa; Chordata; Actinopteri; Pomacentridae. The transcript has 3 exons. The record is from RefSeq and is a predicted model, not a curated record. The coding region runs from base 422 to 1015 and encodes 197 amino acids.